GCUGGGCACACCCCAAGCACCCCUGCCAGACAGCCUCGGUUAGUGCCAGAAAAUAGUUUAGAGGAACAGGUCGGGGAAUGAUCAUUAGUAACUCGCCAGGCUAUAGUCAAAACAGCCAGGACCCCUCACCAGGGAAUCCAAUGCCACUUACGCCUCACCUUCAGAAUCAGCUUUACGAGAAGCAAGAUUACAGGAUUUCUUUUCUACUAGAAAUCCUUGGGUUUGAUUCUCGGCUUUUACCAAUCCAUCCUUCCCGUCACAUAUCUAGUUGACAUCUCCAAUUCCCCCCAAUAGCUCUUCCCGCACCAUCUCAAAUGCCCCACUCACUUCAAUCGCUGAACUUUCUAGGUCCUCAAGCACUGGGCUCGCAGUUUGGGGCACCGCUUCCGCGGACGCACUUGUCGCCAUCUCGCGGACCACCUUUUACCCGCGGAGAUCAAUCACAGCAAACAGUCUCGCCAUUACCGCAAAACCAGCCUCCGAACCACUCCUCGAUCUCAACGCCUCGGGAUCAUCGACAUAUGCGCCCUACUACGCAACAGUAUCCCGCGCCCCAAUGCCCCCACCAACAGCAAUCGGCCCUGGGUGGGCAGGUCAAACCACGGGAAUAUCCGUGGACUGGUGCCAGAAGGCCUCAAUUCCCACAUCGUCCUCAGCGCAACAGCCCUGAUCAGCAUUCGGGCCUUCAUCCCCCUCCCCCUCCUCCUCCUCUGCCCCCAGAUAGUCUCGAUCAGUUCCCCCCCUUGGAACGGAGCCCCUCAAAAACAUCCUACCCAAACCUCCUCCACCUAAAUCGCCACAGAAAAAUACAUUGGGACAAACUCAACAAAGGACAUAGCACCAACCGCUUCCAUUGCGGAGCCGUCCACUCCCUCAGUGGAAACCAGCGUUUCGAAACCCGCAAGUGUCUCCACAUCCGGGGAAAGGCCGCAUCACUCCCCUCAGCUUAGAGCAGACGAUAUAUGAUCAGAAUACCAAUCUCCAGGCAUUUGAAAGGGAGAUUAUUGCGGCCGCUACACCAACUGCGCAGGAAUUCGCCGCCUAAGACCGGCAUUUGAAAAAAUGUCGAGCAAUCUGCCAAAGGAUCCUCCCGGAAGUAGAGUUGAUUCCCUUUGGAAGUCUAGCUAGUAAGUGCUACGUCUUUCAUUUUUCUCAACUUUUUCUCGACUGUGUACCUUGUAGCCAGUUUGGUUAAUAUCACUUGCUACAUCUCUAAUUUGAUUGCCUUGCUCUCCUCCAUUUUGUUGGUACCAUAGUUGGAUUCGCAAUUACUAAGUCUGAUCCAGAUGUCGUUCUCGUGUCUCCCUAUCAGGAGGGCUUUUUCUGCACCCCUGACAAGAGUGACGAAUCUAAUUCUCUGGCACAUAAUCUGGCGCAAGAAUUUCAGUCUGUGGGGUUCGUGAUUACGCUACUCUUAAAGUCCCGUGUACCUAUAAUGAAGCUAGGACUGAAGGCUACAGAUUAGAACUCAUUUGACUUGAGUUGCGACAUGGGGUUUAAUCAGGACCUGAGAGUGCAUAAUAUUAGGACGCCGCAAACACAUAGUCGAUGCGAUCCACAAGUCAAGGAAAUGGUUCUUUUUAUAAAGGUAUUUACGCUUGCACCAUAAUUCCAACCUCGCAAUCCCCUUGGCAGCUGAGAAUUUUGUGAGCUUGACACUAUCACAUGCCCGUGGUUGGCCAAGAGAAGAUAUAUCAAUAGCCCAUACCGUGGUACCCUUUCUUCCUACGGCUACGUUCUCAUCAUUACCCCGUUUGUGAUCAAAGUGGUUGACACCCCUGUUUUGAUCAAUCCUCGGAACCCCACGAUCCCCGAAGACGCACCGCCUGACCAGAUAUUUGGUGAGGGUGGCGAAGGAGAGCAUCAUGUUUGGUAUGCUAAAGAUAUCGAAAUUCUUCGCAAGACCACGAACCAAAUGUAUGUCAGCCAGAUCCUAAAUAGCUUCUUCGAAUACUAUUCACAUAGGUUUCAAUGGGGAAGAGAGGUCAUCUUCAUCCGGACUCAAGGCGGCAUAUUUAGUAAGUAAGGUAAGGGGUGGGUUACGGCUGUUGCUAGGCCGGGGAGGAGCGGGCAUACUCAGAUAAAAGACAGAUACUUGUUUGCCAUCGACGACCCAUUCGAAAUCAACUACGGCGUGGCCGGGAUCUGCAACCCCACCGGAAUAGACAGGGUUCGAGCAGAGUUCAAAAGAGCCUUGAACAUUAUUAGGUUUCGCGAUGGUGGGAGGUCAAUGAGGGAGCUUUUAUACAAGGAGGCGGCAGUGGGGAAACCAUGGGUUAGGAGGGAAGAUGACAAGGGGAUCGAUUGGAAAUCUAAUCCAGAUCAAAGUGCUAACAGA
Molecule: messenger RNA, 2338 nt
Organism: Tuber aestivum (summer truffle)
Lineage: Eukaryota; Fungi; Ascomycota; Pezizomycetes; Pezizales; Tuberaceae
Source: the annotation of a GenBank genome assembly